Molecule: messenger RNA, 1713 nt
Organism: Tachyglossus aculeatus (Australian echidna)
Lineage: Eukaryota; Metazoa; Chordata; Mammalia; Monotremata; Tachyglossidae
Gene: CCDC112
Product: coiled-coil domain containing 112
Exons: 10
Coding region: 40-1509 (489 amino acids)
Source: RefSeq, a predicted model, not a curated record
CGCCUCGCGGGAACCGUCGGCGAGGCUGCAGCCGCCCUCAUGGCCCUGCCUAGGGUCCAGCAGGAUGACCACCAUUUUGGUACUACAGAUGAAGGUCAAUCAUUUCAGUUUCAACCUUCUGCUUCCCGUUUCAAAAAGGCUGAAAAGAUUGAAUCUAUAAGAAGGGCAGAAAAACUAAAAAUUCUAAUUGAUAAUAUAGAAAAAGAUCUAAAUAGCCAUUUCUGCAGCAAUAGGAAGAACUUCAGGAUUGAGCAUAGUGUGAUGGCCAAGUUCAACAGGAAAUUGACUAACAGCAGGGAACUAGAAAGAACUUCACUGCUCAAACAAUUGGCCACAAUACACAUCAGUGUAGUUAACAUUCAAAAUCGGCUAAAAGAUGUAACACCUACACCCAAAUUUGUUGAAAAGAUCAAAAUAAUGAUGACAGACACUGAAAAUGCAAUAGAUGCUUUCAAAGAAAAGCAGCGACUGAGAUAUGAAGAUCUUAUUAGGGAGGAGAAAACACUUACUAAGGAGCUCAAUGUUUUAAACAGAAAAAUUGAGAUGUGGUCAUUGGAUAAUUCAGGAGCAGGGAAAGCUUUGAGAGGGCCAUCGAGCAAAGUUUCCAUUGAUAAAGGGAUGCAGAAUAAUCUGCCCAAAGAAGUGGUGAAGUUUGAAAAAUUCCUCCAGCAUACAGGCGGCCGACAAGGGGGAUGGGAUGUUGAUGAUCAUCAGACUUUUAUGAAAGUGAAAACCAAACAUCGAAGAAAAACAUCCUACAUAGAAGAGGUCCUUGAGUAUCUCCCAGGAAAGACCAGAGAAGAUGUUCAACAGCAUGAGACUUGGUAUCAAGAAUAUCUGCUGUUGGAAAGAAGUAAAAAAGAGUCUAUUCAGAAGUGGAAAGCUGAGAAGCAGCUAAAAAGAGAAGAAAUCUUAAAACCCAAGAAGGUACUUAAGAUAGAUAAGACUCAGCAAGAAUUAGUUCAGAAACAAAAAGAGGAAGCGAGAGAAAAGCAAAAAAUGGCAGUUGAAGCUUGGAAAAGACAAAAAAUGGUGGAAAUGGCUAUGAAACAUGACCUUCAGUUUAAAGAAGAGGAGAAGCACAAGAGAAAGCAGCAGAAAGAUAGGCAGUCCCAGCUUCAAGUAAAACAACUCCUUGAAAAGUAUACUGAAAAGAAGAAGCAAGAGGAAUUUCUGAGACACGAGAAGGAGAUGAGGAAGAAGUCUGAAAAAGAAGCAAGGAGAAAAUCAUCCGUAGAUGAAAUUUCCAAGUUUCAAGAGAGAGAUCUACAUAAACAUGAAUUUAAAAUGUUAGUCAAACAAGCAAAAGAAGAGGAAAAGGCAGAAAGAGAAAGAAGACUUUCAAAAUUGAGACAGAAGGUUGAAGUUAAUGUUAGCAGGGAUCCAUCUAGGUUGCACAGACUCACCAAAGGAUGGGAAGAAAAAGUCAAAGAGAAAAGACCAGUUAAUGAGGGACCACUUAUGACUAUCCCACACAGAGCUGUUCCAACCUGGAGACAAGGCUUAUGAAGAAGAUAAUACAUGGAAAGUAGAAUACAUCUUGUUUUAUCAGAAUUUUCUUUACCCAAAUAGAUGACUACAGACAAAUAUUGAAAUUGCCAUUAUUUAAUGAGUUGCAAGUUCUGAAGCAUGUAGUUGCGAAAUGUAGAGAUCCAUAUUUGCAGCCUGAUACUAGAAAUAUUAGCAAUGUGGCAACGUUUUACUUUAUAAAUA